Messenger RNA from Coccomyxa subellipsoidea C-169, 2655 nucleotides. Its product is annotated as kinase-like protein. Bases 1 to 2289 code for a protein of 762 amino acids. Gene Ontology annotation, cellular component: nucleus; cytoplasm. Lineage: Eukaryota; Viridiplantae; Chlorophyta; Trebouxiophyceae; Coccomyxaceae. Gene Ontology annotation, molecular function: protein serine/threonine kinase activity; ATP binding. The transcript has 17 exons. Gene Ontology annotation, biological process: signal transduction; peptidyl-serine phosphorylation; endocytosis. The record is from RefSeq and is a predicted model, not a curated record.
AUGACCUUCACCUUGUCAUCUACGCUGGCCUCAAGCGAGGAGGAUGCCAGCCACAAGUCGGGGGCAGCGGAGCAGGAUGAGCUGCCCACCGUGCCAGACCGGGUAUCGCUUGGAGGGAUGCCCAUUUAUAUUGUGGACAAGCGCUUGGGGAAGGGAGGCUUUGGCCAGGUCUGCUUGGGGCGGCGGUUGCAGCAGCGGAAAACCACGCCAAUCAACAAGCCGAACAAGGUGGCCAUCAAAUUCGAAUCCACAGCCAGCAAGGGGUGCAAUAAUGGCGGGCCGCCCUACGAGUGGCAGGUGUACAACAAGAUCGCUGGGUGCUAUGGAAUACCCAAGAUCUAUGCAAAGGGCACCCAGGGCGGCUUUCACAUCAUGAUCAUGGAGCUGCUGGGUCCGAGUGUGUGGGAUGUGUGGACGACGGAGGGGCAGUCGCUACCCGUUCCCUACGUAGCCUGCGUCGCCGCAGAGGCCCUCAGAGCGUUGCAAGACUUGCAUGGCAGAGGGUAUGUGCAUGGCGACAUAAAGCCGGAGAACCUGCUGCUGGGAGCCCCGGACACUCCUGACGCCACUCGCCUGUACAUGGUUGACCUGGGCCUUGCGCAGCGAUACACAUCAUCGUCCACUGCCCGCCACCUGCCCUACCAUCAGAACCCCAACGAGUUCAGGGGGACGAUCAGGUAUGCGAGCGUGCAUGCGCACUUGGGCCGCAUCGCCAGCCGCAGGGACGACCUGGAGUCUCUGGCGUACACCCUCGUCUUCCUCCUCAGCGGCUGCCUGCCCUGGCAGGGCUUCCAGGGGGACGAUAAGGGGUAUCAGGUGUGCAAGAAGAAGAUGGACACGAGCGCGGAGACGCUGUGCGGGUCGGCGUGGCCGCCCGCAUUCAGCCGCUUCCUGGAGUCCGUGCUGGCGCUCAAGUAUGACGAGGAGCCCAUGUACGACGCCUACAUGGCGCUCUUCAGGCCCCUCACCGGCAACAGCGCGUCGCGGCCCCUCACCAUCUUCCCCUCCCCAGAGAAGACCCCCAGAAAGGUAGUCGGCCGGAAGCGCGCGAGGGAGGAUUCGGCGGAGGACACAGCGGCGGAGCUGGGGCUGACGCCCCCGGACAGCCAGCGCAAGAAGGCCCGCACCGGCUGGGCCGGCACGCAGUGGAUCACCGUCUACGUCAAACGCCGCCCCAUGAAGCAGCGGUACCACUUCAAUGUGAACGCUGACCGGCUAAGCACGCAUGUGGAGAAGGGCUACAAGGAGGGCCUCUUCAUCACCGCGGUGGCCUCCUGCAAGGGGCUCUGGGCCGUCAUCAUGGACGCCAGCGCCAAGCAGAAAGGCCAGUCGUACAAGCUGACCAACGGGGUCUUCAUGCCGCGCGAGUGGAUCACAGAGAAGUGGGACGAGGGCUACUACAUCACUGCAGUGGCAGGGUCGGACAACUUCAGCUCGUUGGUGGUGAUGAGCAAGGGCACCAAGUGGACGCAGCAGAGCUACAAGGUGGACUCCACCUUCCCCUACGAGUGGAUCAAGAAGAAGUGGCGCGAGAACUUCCAUGUAACUUCCAUCGGCACAGCUGGCAGCCCGGCCACAAAGCAGCAGUGGGCCGUCGUCAUGAGCCGGGACACCGAGUUUCGGCAUCAGGUGGUGGAGAUCGACUUCCAGUACCCCUCCGAGGGCAUCCACUACCACUGGGACAAGGGGUACCGGAUAACGGCGUGCGGCGCGACGCAGCACCAGGCGGCGGUGGUGAUGAGCCUGGCCAAGCGCAGCAACGCGGGGGACAUCGUGCAGGAGACUCUGCGCACGGGCGACUUCCCCGCCACAUACGUCAAGGAGAAGUGGGAGCGCGACCUCUACAUCGACCUCAUCGCCUACGGCCGCACUGCCAUAAUGUCCUUCUACCCCUACCUGUACUACAAUGAUGCCAAGGCGGCCAAGGACUGGCUGAUCAACGUCUGCGGCUUUGAGCACAACAUCACGAUGGAGGACCCGGACGGUACAAUUGGCCACGCAGAGGUCAAGCACGGCUUUGGCGUCGUCAUGUUUGCCACCGCCAAGCCUGCAGAGGGAAAGAAGAGCCCCAAGGAUCUGGGAGGGGCGGAGACAGCGAGUGUGUAUGUGAAUGUGAAAGAAUUGGAUAGCCUGCACGACCGCGCCAAGGCGGCUGGCGGCAACAUCACCAAGGCCCCCUAUGACACUGACUAUGGCUCGCGCGACUUUUCCAUGAAGGACCCAGAGGGGCGUCUGUGGUUCUUUGGUACCUACGUCCCGAGGCACGAGUGCCCGGACAAGAAGGAGUAAGGCGUCAUGUGCAUCAAAAUGAAGUCAAAUGCAUCUCGCAUGCUGCUGGCAUCCAAUGAUGACGGUGGCCGCCAGAACCAGUUGCUGGCCCAGCCAAAUUCAGCAUCUUUGUAUGUACUGUGUGCAGCACACAGUAGGAGUCUUUGCAUGUACAGUAUCUUCCAGAAUAGCGAGAGCAGAAGCUCACAGAUAUUUGCCCAUCAGGUCCUGAUAUGGAUACAGGAUUUAGCAGUUCUGGGUCACUUCAAUGGGUCUGGCAGGCAGACCGUCAACAACACAAUAUGUGAGCAAUUAGAGCAAUUUGACACAUCCUGAAAACUCAGGCAUGCAUUAAUCUUGACCAACAUGUAACCUCAAACGUCUGCA